AUGAGCGCUGCGCUUCGCAUGCCGCUGCGGGCCUGCGCCAAUCCCACCACGGUUAUCGGACAAUCGUUCAAAACUUCGAUUUCCGCCGGCGCCUCGUUUCAUACAUACUCGAAAUUGGUUCUGCGCACGUCGCCUGUAUCGCACGCAAAUACUAGGAAGUCAUGGAGUCCUCGACAAAAGUGGGUAAACUUGAUUUCGGCUUCUUCGAAGCGCACUCUUGCCACGAGUUCGCCGCUCCUUUCCGUGGAUACUACGAGUGUGAAGGGUAGUGUCGAGGAGGUCAAGUCGAGCCCCGCACGGAGGAAUUAUCUCAAGUAUUUGGUUAUCCUGGGGUUGCUUGGUGCUGGAGCAUUCGCGUUCUCGGAUAACGUCAAGCAUAUCUACGGUGCGGCGAGGAGAAGUGGUCGUGUCGUUGGUACUCUCGCCGUGUGUAUCAAUGACUACCGUGUUACCCUCAACCAAGCCUCCGUCGCAUCACCCGAAGACUAUGACGCCCUAAUCCGCGCAUGCCACAAGCGUUGUGCGGAGCGUACCCUGCGCGUGUUGGAGAAGAAUGGCUCAAUCUUCAUCAAGCUUGGCCAGCAUCUGAGUAGCAUGGGCUACCUUCUCCCCAUCGAAUGGACCUCAACCUUUAUCCCGCUGCAGGACAAAUGCCCCGUCUCGUCGAUCGAAUCAAUUGCAGAGAUGUUCGUGACCGAUACCGGCCAGACAAUCGACGAACUAUUUAGUUCGUUCGAGCCUACUCCGAUUGGUGCCGCCUCUCUCGCCCAGGUUCACAUUGCCACGCUGAAAGAAACCGGUCAAAAGGUUGCUGUCAAGGUGCAGCAUCCUGCUCUUGCUGAGUGGGUGCCGCUGGACUUGUCGUUGACUCGGUUCACGUUCUCGAUGCUCAAGCGCUUCUUCCCGGAAUAUGAUCUCGAGUGGUUGUCGCGAGAGAUGGAUCUUUCUUUGCCUGUGGAAUUGGACUUCCGUAUGGAAGCGCAGAAUGCUACCGUUGCCAGCGAGUAUUUCAAAAAGCACUCCGACGCGCCAUUGGUUAUUCCCGAAGUGAUGUGGUCGCAAAAGCGCAUCCUCGUUAUGGAAUUCAUCGCUGGCCGCCGCCCCGACGACCUCGCCUUCCUAGACGCCAACAACAUCGACCGCGACGAAGUCUCCGCUGCAUUCGCCCAUAUCUUCAACGAAAUGAUCUUCGGCGACGAGGCCCCGCUACACUGCGACCCGCACGGCGGCAACAUCGCCAUUCGCCCGAACCCUAACCGCCGACAUCCCAACUUUGAUAUCAUCCUGUAUGACCACGGUCUAUACCGCAACAUCGACCGCGAUCUGCGCCGCAAUUACGCCAAGCUAUGGCUGGCUGUGAUCGACGCUGACGUGCCCCGGAUGCGCGAGUAUGCCUACAAGGUAGCCGGUGUCACGGACGAGCAGUUCCCCCUCUUUGCUAGCGCUAUCACCGGUCGUGACUAUAGCGUGUUGACAAAAAAGAACGUUGCAUCUGCACGAACCGCCGAGGAAAAGAAGGAAGUUACCAGUGCUCUGGGCGAGGGCAUGUUGCAGCAGCUAGUCGUGUUGCUGGGCCAAGUCCCGCGUAUUAUCCUGCUGAUUCUGAAGACAAACGAUCUUACCCGCAGUCUCGAUGAAAACUUGCACACCCGCCAGGGCCCCAUGCGCACAUUCCUCAUCCUAGCACGGUAUGCUACCCGCACCGUCUUCGAAGAGCAAAUGGAGUCCAUCCGCGACUCGGGCGGUAUCUUCCGGAACUUCUUCCAGCUCCUGGCUGCGUGGGCUGGUUUCCUUCGCGUCGAAGUGAGACUCUCCGUUUUCGAGACCGUCUUGUCGUUGAAGAGCCGUUUCGGGUUGCGGACUGGCUUUUAG
Penicillium cataractarum is the source of this 1872-nucleotide messenger RNA. Its product is annotated as ABC1 kinase family protein. Gene Ontology annotation, cellular component: mitochondrial inner membrane. NCBI's taxonomy places the organism in Eukaryota, Fungi, Ascomycota, Eurotiomycetes, Eurotiales, Aspergillaceae. The record is from RefSeq and is a predicted model, not a curated record. Bases 1 to 1872 code for a protein of 623 amino acids. The transcript is spliced from 4 exons. Gene Ontology annotation, biological process: mitochondrion organization; lipid homeostasis.